This is a messenger RNA of Portunus trituberculatus (swimming crab), 4452 nucleotides long. Its product is annotated as xanthine dehydrogenase/oxidase-like. The coding region runs from base 148 to 3519 and encodes 1123 amino acids. Gene Ontology annotation, molecular function: iron ion binding; oxidoreductase activity; FAD binding. The transcript has 27 exons. NCBI's taxonomy places the organism in Eukaryota, Metazoa, Arthropoda, Malacostraca, Decapoda, Portunidae. The record is from RefSeq and is a predicted model, not a curated record.
ACUGUCCCAGAGCAAGGCUGAGUGGAGCAAGGAGGAUGUGGAGCUGCAGCUGGAUGGGACAAUGUGUCGUUGCACUGGCUACCGCCCCAUCCUAGACGCCUUCAAGUCCCUCACACCACAGGACAUUGAGGAUGUACACAAGACGAGAUGCCCAACCACUGGCAAGACGUGCUCUGGCUGCUGCUCCAACAAGCCAAGGGGGAGGGGAAGAAAGUGUGUGGCAAGAAGUCUGGUGGUCCUCUGAAGCUGAAGGACACCACCUGGCAUAAGCCAUCCUCCCUGCAGGAACUGCUUGACACUCUUGCCGGCCUUCCUGAGGGGGUCAAGUACACGCUGGUCUGUGGGAACACGGCCCAAGCGGUGUACGAAGGAGGGCCAUACAGUGAGUACAUCUACACUGGCAACAUCCCUGAACUGUCGGCGGUGAGGCUGGAGACAGAUGGCCUUGUGUUUGGUGCCAAUGUGUCCAUCACCCGCCUCAUGGAGCAGCUGUUCCUCGCCGCCAAGAGCCUCGGUGGGUUUGCUUACGUCUCCCACCUCGCCGAGACCUGGAAGCACCUCGGCAACACAUCCCUGCGCAAUCUGGGCAGUUGGGGAGGAAACAUUGCCACCAAAGUGAUUCACCCUGACUUCACCUCAGACAUCUUUGUGGGCCUGGUGACAGCCGGAGCCACCAUCACCACAGUUGGUCCAGAUGGCUCCAGCGACACCCACACGCUGGAGGAACUGAUGGAGGUUGACUUGGUGGGACAGCGAAGGGUCAUCCUGCAGCUCAGCCUCCCACCACUGCCUGAUAAUGUCUUUGUGAGGACCAUCAAGGUGCGGCCCAGGACCUCCACUGCCCUGGCUGAUGUGAGUGCUGGCUUCAAGGUGCGGGUGGAUGCGGCAGCGGCACACACUGUGGUAGACUCCCCUGUUAUUGUCUACAAUGGCAUCAACCCGUCAUUCAUCCGCGCCACUGCAGCAGAGGCAGCCCUGGCCGGGAAGAGCCUGGAGGAUGAGGCAGUGGUGCAGGCGGCCCUGUCAGCCCUGGCCACAGAGGUUGUUCCUGCCAUCAAGCCUGGGGAGACCUCACCAGAGUACAGGCUGUCCCUCACCCAGACCCUGCUCUACAAGAUGGUGCUUGGAGUUCUUGGUGACUCGGCCAGCAGUGCAGUGGUGAGCGGGGCUGAUGAGUUGGUGCGUCCUGUGUCAAGCGGCCAGCAAACCUUCCCUGAGAAUCCUGAAGCCUGGCCAGUGGGGAAGCCUGUGACCAAGUUGGAGGCACCCAUCCAGUGCAGUGGUGAGGCUGAGUAUGUCACCAAGAUCCCGGCACACCCUGGAGAGCUGCAUGGCGUCUUUGUCACCUCAACACAAGCCAACGCUCGGCUUGUUUCCAUCGACACCACAGAUGCCCUGGCCAUCCCAGGAGUUAUGGGCUUUGUUGGAGCUGAAGACAUUCGUGGCCAGAACAACAUGCUGGCCUUUGCUGCAGACUGGACCCCCGGCAGCUCCCAGCCGGUGUUUGCAUCGGAGCGUGUGGAGUACCAUGGCCAGCCAAUCGGCCUGCUGGUGGCCACCACCAAGAAUGCAGCUCAGGCCGGCCUGGCAGCAGUGAAGGUCACCUAUGAUGACAUCCAGCCACCAGUGGUCACCAUAGAGGAGGCCCUCACCAAGCCCCUUCCUCCCAACCCAUUUCCUCCUGUGGUGAUAGGAGAUGUGGCAGCUGGCUUUGCUGCCUCCACCCACAUCAUUGAGGGCACCAUGCAAAGGGGUGGGCAGCUCCACUACCAGCUGGAGACUCAGAUAACAAUUGUGAACCCGACGGACAAUGGCUUCGAGGUCCACAGCUCCACCCAGUGGGCCUCUGAGACCCAGCGUGCCAUUGCCCAGGUGCUGGAUGUGCCCGACAACCAAGUGCAUGUGAGUGUCAAGCGUCUUGGUGGAGGCUUUGGCGGCAAGAUUGACCAGUGCAACAUAGUGUCAACAGCCACUGCUUUGGCUGCCCAGAAGAUGCGGCGGCCAGUGCGCGUCCAGCUGGAACUCAGCGACAACAUGAGAAUUGUGGGAGGCAGGGAAUCUUACCUGUGCAGUUACAAGGUUGGGUUUGAUGAUGCUGGCAAGCUGCAGGCAGUGCAGGCUGUACUCACUUCUAACUCAGGCUACAGGGGUGUUGAUGUAAGCACUCCAUCAGCCGUGGCUGCAAUGCCAUCCUGCUAUGACUGCCCCAACUGGGAGCUCACCCCACAGUUUGUCGUCACCAACACCCCUGUCACCACCUGGUGCCGCACCCCAGGAACUGUGGAGGGCAUCUGCUACAUGGAGAACAUCAUGGACCACGUGGCAGUGGAGCUCGGCCUGGAUCCCCUGGAGCUGCGGCAGAAGAACCUCCUCCCAGACGGUGGCAGGAGGCGACUGGGCAAGCAGAUCAUCCAGCUGCGCUCCCGCAUGGCAGGCUGCAAUGUGAAGGACUUGCCAGAUGAGGUUACAAUUCCAAGGAACCUCAUCUCAGACAUGAUCACUCAGCUGUUGACCUCGGCAGAUGUGGAGAAACGCAAGGCGGAUGUGGAACAGUUCAACAAGGACAAUCUGUGGAAGAAGCGUGGCCUGACAGUGAUGCCCAUGCUGUGGCCUCACUCUGUGCCGCCUGUGUACCCCUUCAGUGUGAUGGUGUCUGUCAAUGCUCGCGAUGGUUCAGUGUCCAUCUCCCACGGCGGGGCAGAGAUGGGACAGGGGCUCAACACAAAGGUGGCUCAAGUGGCAGCCUAUGAGUUGGGCAUCAGCAUGGACAUCAUCAACUUCGUGCCCAACAACACCCAUACCAACCCUAACUCCUCCAGCACCAGCGGCUCCCUGGGCUCUGACACCUGCUCCCAUAGUGUGGGUGAGGCCUGCAAGAUCCUGCGUGCCCGCCUGGAUGCCUACAAGCAGGAGGCCGGCCUGCUCGACGCUUCCUGGCAGGAGGUGGUGCUCUCUGCCUUCAAUGCUGGGGUGGACAUCUCUCAGAGAUACGUGAAUGGGAAUGGCGAGACCCAGGGCUACGGAGUGUUUGGGGUGGCCUGCAGUGAGGUGGAGCUUGAUGUCCUCACUGGCCAGUACAUGAUCCUGCGCACAGACAUCCUGGAGGAUGCAGGGCGCUCCCUCAGCCCCCUGGUGGACAUUGGACAGAUUGAGGGAGGCUUUGUGAUGGGCCAGGGACUCCUCAGCCUGGAGAAGAUUGAGUUUGAUGCCACCACUGGGAAGAAUUUGACAGACAGUGUGUGGACUUACCACACCCCCAUGGCCCUGGACAUCCCUGUGGACAUCCGAGUCACUCUGCUGCAGGACGCCCCUAACCCUGUGGGCGUACAAUCCUCCAAGGUGACGUCAGAGCCUCCCGUGUGCCUGGCCUACUCUAUGGUGAUGGCACUGAGGCAGGCCGUGACCAGUGCCAGGCAGGACGCAGGCACAACCGGAUGGUUCCAGAUGGAUGCUCCACUCACCUAUGAGAAACUGCAGCAGCUGUGCCUUGUGGACGCCAGCCGGCUCACCCUUGCCUAGCUUGCCCACCACCACCAUCAUCAGUGGCCCCACCUGCUGUGCGCUGUGUGACUGACAAGGAUAAGCCUUCUGUGGGAUUCAUUCCCUAGAAAGAAAGUCUGUUGCUGGUGUUUACAUUUAUAUUCACAUCAUUAAUUACUUUUGGACAUGUAUAGGUACUGAGGGCUCAGCUUAAUAAGAAUAGUAGCUUUACCACAAGUUAGAAGUUUGCUGACAAGGAUUUGAACAAAAUUAUACAAACAGAACAUUGAAAUCAUGUUGCUUUUAUCUUUAAUUGUAACUAAUCUUAUAAGGGUUAAGUCAAUAAUGACAGUAUAACAUGGACACUUUAAUGACUCAGUUUUCAUGCACACCCUCCUCCUUCCUCCUGGUGAGUCACUGCCACCAUGCAUAGCCGGUCACCAGUGAGUCAGGCACCACACACUAAUACUAAUUCAUGUGUUGAAAAGAAUAAUUAGCUAGACUUCAUUGGUAUAAGUAAAAGAUUCACAAGUAAUUCUUGAAGUGCUUUUGUAAUGAAUUGAAAUUUAAUAUUCCCUGAGUUUGUAAGUCAUUAUCAAUCCAAGGAAUAAACAUUAAUUUUGUACCAAGCUGGACAUUGUUGACAAUAAUGAAAAGUGAGCCACAGAGUGCCAGUGUCAGCCUAUCUGGUUGGCACUUGGCUGGGCGCUGUCUGUAUGUGUGUGGCAUUGUGGGAUUUGUUACGCAUUUAGUCUUCAAGACAUAUUAUACUGGUAUUUUUCAUUUACUUCUAUUAGCAUAGCAACAUGUAGCACCUUACACAUAUAAUAUUGAAAGUUUAGUAAUGACAACUGACUGCAAAAUAUAUAUUCUUAAUUUGCAUAAUGUAUCAUCAGCAUUCAGAGAAAUGUAUUCAUCUUAUGUGAUUAUAUAUAGAUAUAGAUAUAUAUAAAUAUAUAUACAAAAUGCAUA